AUGCAUCAACAUCCUCGGUCGCCGGCGCCAACAGCGCCAACCUCUUCCGCCAGGCCGAACUCAUCUCGUUCGAGAGAGCUGGAUUAUCGUCCUAAUUCCCCUGCAGCCGAUGUUAGGGUACAUAACAGCAGAGGCUUGGGGAUUGAAGCCGAACCUGGUUCGCCAGAGCAAACUGCCCAACCUGCAAAGGAGGCGAUAGCGAAGCUGAACCAGAUAAUAUCGAAUUACCACACGAAAGCUGCUCUGAUUAUACUGCAUUCGCGCAUUGAGCUCCCACCUUCAUUCAACAAGGGCUCUGACACUCCCAGAGUAAACCGUUGGUUUAACGUUGAGAUCGAAGAUACAGAUGUGCUGCGAGAACAGCUGCGCACCUGGAGAACCUGUGAUGCCACCGAGAAUCGCCCGCCGCCUUUAAUUAUUGAAACAUAUCUCGAUACAAAGGGACUCACAAAUAAUCAGACCCUCGUGGCUUUGGAUGAGAAUGGGAAACGAUGGGAUGUGUUAGAAGCCCUUGCUGCAUCUCAACAAGCCCAUCCGGUCAGACCACCCUCGGCCAGCUCUGAUGAUGUCAUCUUGGAGCGGUGGAGAGUUGAGUUGGGGGAUACGUCGAACGCGUUACCGGCUGAUCUUGGAUCUAUUCUGCCUACUGUAUACAAGAAAAGCAUUGUUCUUUUCCGAUCAUUAUUCACCUAUUCUAAGUUCUUGCCCGCUUGGAAGUUCGCAAAGCGCAAUGGAAGGCUUCGAGCAAACCCGGCUCUACGGAUCAAGUACAGGAUCAUAGUCGGGUCUCCUAACCAGGCGAGUUCGAAGCCAGACCACUUGACCAUGCCUUUAUACGAGAGUAGUAGCAAAGUGGUUGAAACCUACAGCUUUGGUGUCACCGAUUCGCCAGCCGGUCCAUUCUCUGCUCAAGUGACAUAUCGAACAAGCUGCGAUUUCCGCGUGGAUGACUCCGAAGCUCUGCUAAGUUCUCGAUUCAUGGGAGCCGAUGAUGAAAUCUUCCGUCCAUCGCUACCUACGCGAGUGGUGGAUAGUAAAGUGCCUCCCCCUGAGAUAGGGUCACUCCCACAAGAGAGGAGAACAGUCGAAGAUCCAGAUCCUGGCCGGGCAUACGGUAGUCUUUCGACCUUCCAUCAGGUUGGACCUACGACCAGCGCGAGUCCCAUAUCAGCUCUCCGGGCUAAAGGAGAGUCAGGCACUUCAUCUCCGUCCUCGCCUGGCUCGUCCUCUCGGAAAGCCUUGGCAGUUGCGAAAGCUAGUCCCAUGGGACGCGCUGCUGUGCUUGCUAGUGAAGGUAGCCCAGGUGUCGUAAGGCGCCCAUCUAUAUCUUUCCAGCCAUUCAAAGCUCCACCCUUAUCGGCAUCACCGUCCCUUGUCGACCCUCCACUCUCGUCCCCUCGCUCAGUAUCCGGGCCUCGUCCCCAUCCAUCUAUGGCGACUUCUGCUCGUAGGUCUUUCCCUGCAGUGCAGGACACUGGCAUUGCGUCUCCUAGUUCUGCAUCUCCACGAACGGCGUCAAUCUCGAGGUAUAGCAGUGCUUUCAGCCACCGUCGAGGCAGGCCUUCUGGAGGGAUCAAUAAAUUGGAAGACGAUACUUCCAGUGGUAAAGCAAGUGCCACUUCGUCCGCUCAACCUGGAUCCGGCCUGCUUGCUGAACCUUCUGGAACGAGUGCCGACUCUAUUCACGCAGACGACGAAAAUAUUUCAGAAUUCCUGAAAAUGCUAGACCUACGGAAAGAUCUUCUCAAUACGUCAGGCUCAGCUGCUCUGGAUGCUACUGCGCGUAGGACUACAGUCACUUCGGCCGCUUUAACACGUUUCCAACGUAUGCGUGAUUCUAAUGCUGCCCUUUCUGACUCGAUGUCAUCAUCUCUGCUCUUGCAGCGCUCAUCGAAUUCCUCUAGCAAACAGCUCUCUGGAGUCCCACCAAUGGUUGCGGGAACGUCCAUCUCAACUGCCUCAUCGCCGGGAAAGCCGAUAUCUCCUCACACACCCCACACUCCUGCGAUACCAUCUCGCCUUAGUUCUAACAGCAUCGUCAAUUAUACUCAUCCUGAGGGCAAUGGUACAGAACUCUCUCAGGGACAUGGCUCCCCUCUUGAUGAAAACACCAGCGAUGGGACAACCAUGGAGCACGGACCGUCCGCAGUGAACGCCAUAGACAUCCCAACAUCACCUCGCCUUUUCCCCCCUGCGUAUCGUCGAUCUAGUUCUGCUGCCCAUCGUCCACGUACGGUCGCUGUAGAUGACGACGAGAUUUUCCCCUUCAAUCGCAGCGUGAGCCUUGGUGCCGAGGAGAGAUCCAACCUGAGCCUUGGUGCACUUCAUCGACAGCAUGAGUAUGAAAGCUCUGAAACGACCACGCAUCAAGCGCCACGAGAGCCGCGUCCAUUACCAUCAACCGAAGCUGCAGUUGUACCGCCUAGCUCAAUAGCCCGUGAGCAAGGCUCUCAUAAGGGCGUGACCCCUGGCCCUACCGUUGCCUCUUCGUCUUCAUCUCACCACCACGUCUACCAGCCACGCUUCAGCCACUCUCGCGGCCGGGGGUCUUCCGGCGGUCAUCAUUCCCUAAGUUCCGGCUCUAGUAGUCUUGCACGUGGUGCUGUCAUUCCCCCUGGUCUUACUGAACGCGAGAGCGAGCGGGAUGGCAACGGGAGCGGUAGCAAUAGUGCUACCUCAGCAAUGGAAGAUCGUCGGGGUAUAGGGCGACGACCCAGUGCUGGCCGUGGCGGUCCGCCACAGUCUGCCCAGUUAGAAGAAGAUGAACCUCUGCUAUUCGCUAUGAGCGACUUUGGUGCCUCGCGACGGAGCUUCGAAGAAGGCAGGCAUGGCAACCAUGCUCAUGAUCCGACUGGGAAUAUCGCCGGAUCAAGACGAGGAGGAAGUGGUAGACGUGGCGGUGGUUUCCACCCUUGGUCCUAA
Molecule: messenger RNA, 2922 nt
Organism: Aspergillus bombycis
Lineage: Eukaryota; Fungi; Ascomycota; Eurotiomycetes; Eurotiales; Aspergillaceae
Product: putative autophagy protein Atg13
Exons: 3
Coding region: 1-2922 (973 amino acids)
Biological process (GO): piecemeal microautophagy of the nucleus; mitophagy; autophagosome assembly
Cellular component (GO): Atg1/ULK1 kinase complex; extrinsic component of membrane; phagophore assembly site
Source: RefSeq, a predicted model, not a curated record